AUGUUUCCGAUGCCGUUCAAACAACAUCCCACUUUUGCUCCUUCGUCUUCACAGCCACCACAACAACUACAGAACAGUUUUAUUCCCAACAACAAUUACACUCCACCCUUUUUUGGGAGUGCCAUCAACGAAACCCCUCAUCAGCAAGAAUUAUUCAUCGGAGGAGGAUCCAAUCAACCACACACUCAACCCUAUUUUUCUCCCCUCUCUCAACAACAACAACAACAAAUUUUCACCUACUAUCCCAAUAAUUUCCAACCAACAACAAAUUCUUCGUCCUGGUCGGCUGGGAGCAUUUCUGAAUCGGGACAUUCCUCAAAUGCACAAAAUCACCUCCAUAAUGAUCUUUACUUGCAACCCACGACCACAACUUCUGCGAAUAUCAAUACCUCGACGAUUUCACUUUUCGAUGGUGUGAAACAAUUCUUUAGUGGAAUUUUAACACCAGAAAUUCCAUUUUCAUCCACGUCGCGAAAUCAUGAUGAAGAGGAUGAGGAGGAUUCUUCGAGUGAAGAAGAUCCCGAGAGAGACAUUCAAGAAUUGUAUGGUCUGACAAAGAAACAGCCACAACAUCAGCAGAGACCAAGCCAGAAUGUCACGAACCAUUCAGCGACGAAUGAUCUUGUUGGUGGUGAUUCACAAGCAGCAGCAGAGGACAUGACAUUUCUUGUAAACAACAACAGUAAUAAUACUUUUCAUUCAAAAAUUGUCUCCACGACUGGACGAGGUCAAUUAUUGACUCCAAACAAGGACUUUGAUUUAUCCAAAUGUUCCAAAUUGGCUGUAAAAUUAAGAUAUGAAAAAACAGUUGUUGAAAAACAAAUGGAAAUGGAACGAGAAUGGAUGUUGUGGAAUUCGACGAGGAAGCCAACAUCGCAAGAAGUCGAGUCCAUGCAUGAAAGGUUAAAAACGAGAGAGAAAUUUUAUGAUGAUCAUGAUUAUGGAUUCUAUGAUGACCUUGCCAAAGAGACACCUACCACAACCACCAUUAAAGAAAAAACGGAAACAUCCAAAGCCUCCAAAACAAAAGAACAAAUCAUUGAGGUGGAUGUACCCUUCACCAUGUAUGCCAUUGGUUAUACAAGUUUUGGAGCUCCUCUAUGCAUCUCGAGUUCCGACCAAAAAAACGGCCCCAAAAUGCUGCACAGUAUUGCAACCCUUCCGAAACAUGAGAAAAUUUUGAAAAAGAAAUCACUCAAAUUGGAAGAAAUUUCACAAUUUGAAAGUUUUCGAUUUAUAGAUACACGUGUACAAAAUUUGGAGAAGAAUGGUGGUGCAUCAAUGACAAAACUAACUGAGAAUGACUCCUCUGCAUACGAUGGAGAUCAAAAUGAUGCUGCCAAUUCUUCGUCAUUGUCCGUGCAGGAAGAAAUAGUGACCUUAAAUUUGAAAAAACCCAAAGCAUUUGUAACGAACAAGAACAGCACAUCAGAUUCAUCAUCCUCUGUGUUACUUCAUGAAGAGAAAUUUCACUAUGUGAUAUUUUUUGUGGAGUUUGUAAUGCCUGAAACACUUCUCAAAGAGCGAAUUCAAAAAUCGAAAGGAGAAACAACCAUUGUAAAACAUGUACCAUUUUGCAAUCGAAUGCAAUUAAGUAUUUUGGAUAUCUCAUAUGGAGAGGAAAAUGCAAGAGAACUCUGUCGAUUUUACACAACUGUAAAUAAUACCAAAAAUUAUUUUGGAAAACAAAUUGUGGGUGGCAUUCAUUUUAAAACAAAAGAAAAGAUUUGGAAAUUUAGAUCGAGUAAUGAAUUUAAACCGCUUCCACCACGAAAACUGAUUGUGAAAUUGGAGGGUGUGGAGGAUAUACCAUUUUUAUCGGAUAUAUAUAUUUCGUUGUGGUUUACCGAUCGAAAGUUUAAAACAAAGGUCAUUAAGAGCAAAAAUCCAAAAUUUAAUGAAACAUUCGAAUACGAUAUUUCAUGUGUGGCCAGCGAGGCAGAAACAUGUUACAGUGUCAUGUUUGAACCUGUACGAAUUCUUCUCAAAGAAAAGAAAGCCUUUCAAAAAGAGGACAAGCGUUUAAUUGGAGAGGUGAGCUUGCCACCCCUUCCCCAAAUUUUCUCAGGUAAUGAUUAUGUUUUUGCAUUUUCAUUUCCACCUCUAGCAAGCAAUACGAGUGAAGAAGAACGCUUGGACCGAAAGAAGGGACCUAUUCUAUGUUUUUCAUCCGAAUAUGGACUGCAAAAUCAAGGUACCAUGACCUCAGCAAGAGUUAAGGUGGCUCUUUUUUUGGCGUGGUGA
Messenger RNA from Naegleria fowleri, 2244 nucleotides. RefSeq lists its product as uncharacterized. The record is from RefSeq and is a predicted model, not a curated record. Bases 1 to 2244 code for a protein of 747 amino acids. NCBI's taxonomy places the organism in Eukaryota, Heterolobosea, Eutetramitea, Acrasida, Naegleriidae. The transcript is spliced from 4 exons.